AUGUCAUCGAAUCAGCCACAAAACCCAGAAACUCAACGACCAGCAAACGACAAGGACGACACCGCAAAAACAUCUGAUUCAACUCCGCUCGCUCUCCCAGCUCCCCAGGACGCGUCAACAUCAAUUAAUGCAGACGGAGAGGUAUCCCAAACCUUCAAGCUCGACGCCCUCGGGCCGCUGGUCAUCAAUUCAGACGGCACGCUCUCCCGCAUCGACAACUGGGCCCAGAUGACAGAGCUGGAGCGCGAACGCACCCUGCGCAUCUUGGGCAAGCGGAACCAACUCCGGCGGGAAAAUAUCGAAAAGGGUGAGAGUGGUUCAGUCAACAAUACUGCUGAGGAAGGGAAGUCAUGA
Fonsecaea nubica is the source of this 354-nucleotide messenger RNA. RefSeq lists its product as hypothetical. Lineage: Eukaryota; Fungi; Ascomycota; Eurotiomycetes; Chaetothyriales; Herpotrichiellaceae. Bases 1 to 354 code for a protein of 117 amino acids. The transcript has a single exon. The record is from RefSeq and is a predicted model, not a curated record.